CGAAUGGCUGGCGGCGCUGUCAAUCAGCUGUCUCCGGCGGCGGCCGAGGGCCCGGCCUGUGUUUUUUUGUUCUCCGCCCGGCCAAUGUGUGGCUGGGCUUUCAAAAUGGCGGCGGUGCCGGUGUACUGCGAGUGUCGGCAGCCCUACGACGCCGGCCGCUUCAUGAUCGAGUGCGAUGUCUGCAAGGACUGGUUCCACGGCAGUUGUGUACGAGUGGAGGAGCAUCAAGCUGUUGACAUUGACUUGUACCACUGUCCCAAAUGUGCCAUCUUACACGGAGCCUCUCUGAUGAAGAGACGGAAAAACUGGCACCGACAUGACUACACAGAGCCCACGGACUCUGUUAAGCUGAUCCAGGCAGGCACACCAGUUUUCAUCAGGCACCUCCGAGCCCGGCACUUUCCCAGUGCCUCUGAAAUUGUCGUCAAAAUGCAUGGUACCCAGCUGACACACAAGUACCUGGAAAAGCACAGGUUUGAAUUUCCCAUAUUGGUGCCCAAGAUAGAUGGACUUGGAAUCGCUCUUCCUUCAAACACCUUUUCUGUCAGGGAUGUGCAAGAAUAUGUGGGUGGUGAGAAAGUGAUCGAUGUGAUUGAUGUGGCUCGGCAAGCUGAUUGUAAGAUGAAACUGCAGGACUUUGUAGAAUAUUUCACUGCCGUCCAUCGAACCAAAGUAUUAAAUGUUAUUAGUUUGGAAUUUUCCGAUACAAAGAUGUCAGAGUUGGUGAAGGUCCCUGAUAUUGUUCAGAAGCUUUCCUGGGUGGAGAAUUACUGGCCUGAAGAUUCCAUCUUCCCUAAGCCCUGUGUUCAGAAGUACUGCCUAAUGGGAAUGGAGGACAGUUAUACCGACUUCCACAUCGACUUUGGGGGCACCUCUGUGUGGUACCAUGUACUGUGGGGUGAAAAAGUCUUUUACUUGAUAAAGCCUACCAAUGCCAAUCUUGCACUUUAUGAAAGUUGGAGCAGUUCUGUCAACCAGAGUGAGACAUUCUUUGGAGACCAGGUGGACCGAUGCUACAAGUGUGUACUGCAGCAGGGACAGACACUUCUCAUUCCCACAGGUUGGAUCCAUGCUGUCCUAACCUCCAAGGAUUGUAUGGCUUUUGGUGGAAACUUUCUGCAUAACCUCAACAUUGGAACACAACUCAGGAUAUAUGAGAUGGAGAAGCGAUUAAAGACUCCAGAGCUUUUCAAGUUUCCGUACUUUGAGGCAAUUUGUUGGUAUGUGGCAAACAGCCUUCGGGAAACCCUAAAAGAAAUGAGGGAAGACGGCUGUCAGCCACAAGAGUACCUGGUGCAAGGAGUCAAGUCGCUCAUCCCUUCACUUAAGUGCUGGAUUCAGAAGGAGGGGUUUAUUGGCCGCGCAUCUGAGCUUCCAGAUCAUAUCAGACCAGGGCAUCUUAUUAAGGAACUCAGCAAAGAAGUUCGCUUUGUGGAGGAGAUGAGCAUUGGAAAUAAACCUGUGAAAUCUCAGGGAAUUGUGCCUGCAGUGCCGGUUGCACGCAUCCCUCAGGACAAGAGUUGUUCCUUAAGUGUUAACCCUAGUAAGAGGAAAUGCAGGAGACUGAGAGACCCUUCAAACAAGAUGCACUCAAACCUGGAUAUUCUGGAGCUUCACACCCAGCAGGUAUUGAAGAAGAUGGAAACAGCUCAAUGGAGUGAGGAUAAUAUGUCUAGCUCCACAUUGAGAGUCAAAGUCAAUGGGACCUCACCACCGUCUUCAACUACAGCUGAGAAAGUCCGCAGUGAUAAUAACUUGCAGUUGGUGCUGUCAAAAGGAAGGAUCAUUAGUCAUGACAGGAACAGAGUGAUGGAGUCGGAACAGUGCAGUGACAGCAGUGAAGAUGAAGAGGAGGAACAAUCAGAUGAGCAGGGCAGUGUGCUGCAUGAAGCAGAGAGCUUGGAGUGGGAGGAUGAGAAGCCAGAAUCUCAAACUCCACUGAACAAGUUCUUUGAGAGUGUGCAAAUCGAAAUUCAGGAUGGGAUGUCUGAAUCAUCUGAGCAGUAUAACUCUGAUGAUAUGAAAGAAGAAUGCAGCAUACAGAUAGCGGGCUCUUGGCAUGAAGACUUUCACCAGUCCUGCAAUAGCGAGGAGAAUGGUUUGGCAAAUGAUUCAGUGACUGAAAAGUCCUACCAAGUUCCAGAUAAGCCCAGGACGAGUCUGAAGCGUUGCAAGAAGGACAGCAUGGUUGAGAGGGUACAGCCACCAUCUCCAAGCACAACAGAGGCCAUUCAGGGCAUGCUAUCAAUGGCAGCCCUGCAGUACUCAGACCUUCGCAACAGCCCAAGAAAGAAUAGGGACAGCCUGGAUAAAAGGAACCUUUCCAAGUCACAUCAAGGCAUAAGAAACUAAUAGGAGGGAGAAAGGAGCACUGAGCCCAUGUUCCAGGGCAUCAGACUGUGCUGGGCCCGUGAAGCAGGAAGCCGCUGAAUGCAGCACUGCGUUGGCGAAUACUGAAGUGAAGUGCUCAAUGGGAGCAACAGCAAGACUUUCCGAAGAGGUAGGACCUGGUUCCCUGUGUGCCUCUCAGUGUUUAGCACGUGCACUUUGUCUUGGUCGGGAAGAACCUACUCGCAUUUAACUCUUUGGGGAGGUAUUGAAGAAUGAACCAAAACAUCUCAGAAAAGAAUGUUCUUCAUUGGUGAGGCAAAACAUCCAGGAGAACAAAAUUUUAGUGGAAGAAAUGGUGGACAGUGAGGGUCAGAUUGCCUCUGACACACUGGGGGCAGUGUACAGAUCAACCACUGACUGUGACCUGCGAAUGAGUCCAGUUGACAAUGGUGACAGUCCAGAUCAGAUCCAUCCUGGAAUAUCAACAUCACCACCUCUGCAUCCAUCCAGCAAGCGGACCAUUCCUAAUCCACCUCCCGUGAGCAAUCAGGCAACAAAAGGAAAGCGUCCAAAGAAAGGGAUGGCAACUGCAAAGCAGCGACUGGGAAAGAUUCUGAAGCUGAACCGAAGUGGUCGCCUCUUCCUUUAGAGAUAAGACUUUACAGACUAGCAUUGGGCCAAAGAGGGUCGUGGUGCUGCAGCAUGGAUGGCCCUACCUCAUGCCCCAGGAAGAGACCCUUGGAAAUGCACUGUUGAAGCACAGAAGAGCAAUAAUGGCAAAGUCAGAGCUGGGGACAGAAAGGACUGACUUGGGAAGCUCUGGAAAUUGUUCAGGGUUAGCAAACAUUUUUAAAGGAUGGUAUUCUGUUUUUUCUGAAGAUACUUUCUGUUGUAAUUUAUCUUCCAAAUUAUUUGAUGCAUUUUAAUUUAACAGUGUUGUUUUUUAAAAAAAAAGAGAAAACUAUUUAUUGAGGAAUUGAUUCAUUUCAACAAAAUAAUUUAGA
Pristis pectinata (smalltooth sawfish) is the source of this 3335-nucleotide messenger RNA. Its product is annotated as lysine-specific demethylase 7B-like. The record is from RefSeq and is a predicted model, not a curated record. Gene Ontology annotation, molecular function: histone demethylase activity; transcription coregulator activity. The coding region runs from base 4 to 2352 and encodes 782 amino acids. Gene Ontology annotation, biological process: protein demethylation; regulation of transcription by RNA polymerase II. The transcript has 20 exons. NCBI's taxonomy places the organism in Eukaryota, Metazoa, Chordata, Chondrichthyes, Rhinopristiformes, Pristidae.